This is a messenger RNA of Vitis riparia (riverbank grape), 3545 nucleotides long. Its product is annotated as probable LRR receptor-like serine/threonine-protein kinase RFK1. Bases 175 to 3216 code for a protein of 1013 amino acids. The record is from RefSeq and is a predicted model, not a curated record. The transcript is spliced from 24 exons. Gene Ontology annotation, molecular function: ATP binding; protein binding; protein kinase activity. Gene Ontology annotation, biological process: protein phosphorylation. Lineage: Eukaryota; Viridiplantae; Streptophyta; Magnoliopsida; Vitales; Vitaceae.
GAAGAACUGUGCAUAUCAACUCAACCAAUGGAUUGACAUUACUUUUCAUUCUGUCGGCUGCGGGCUGAAGGCUGACCAUUCUGCACUAACCAAUUAAAGUAUUCCUUGGAUUAUGAACUGAACUACUCCUUGGAUACUUCACGCUCCAACGAUAGUCUGCAGUAUCAAAACAUCAUGGUUGGAUUCCACGUUGUUCUUUACUUGAUUAUUCUUGCACUCACUUCCUGCUGCGGUUUUGUUCACUCCAAGCUGCCCCAAAGCGAAGUGGAUGCUCUUGCACGAAUAGUUCGAACAAUGGGAGCAACAUAUUGGAAGUUUGAUGGAGAUUCUUGCCAAAUUGAAACAGUUGGGUUAACACCACAGCCACCGAGGGGAUCUGAGCAAAACAUUAUUUGUAAAAAUUUCCUUGAGAAGAACAACACUGUCCUUCAUGUUGUAAGCAUUAUGCUAAAGGGGUAUAAUCUUCCUGGUGUGCUUCCACCUGAGCUAGUCGAGCUGCAAUACCUUCAAGAGAUCGAUUUUGCUUAUAAUUAUCUUGGUGGUACAAUACCACCUGAAUGGGCUUCAGCACAAUUGAGUUCAAUCUCUGUACUUGCCAACCGAUUAUCAGGUGAAAUUCCGAAGGAAUUGGGAAACAUUACCAGUCUCACAUACCUGAGCCUUGAAGCAAACCAAUUUUCUGGCAUUGUCCCUCCUGUGCUUGGGGACUUAAUCAAUUUGAAAACUUUGAUCCUGUCUUCCAAUCAGUUUUUUGGAAAUUUGCCAACAACACUAGCUGGGCUAAGAAGCUUAACAGACUUUAGGAUAAAUGAUAACAACCUUAGUGGACCUAUACCCGAUUUUAUUCAAAACUGGAAACAACUGACAAGAAUAGAAAUGCAUGCAAGUGGACUGGAGGGACCCAUUCCAUCAAACAUUUCCCUUUUGGAUAAGUUAAUUCAGUUGAGGAUUAGUGAUAUAAAUGGGACAACUCAAGCUUUUCCUAUGCUGAUCAAAAUGACGGGCAUAGUAAGAUUGAUUUUGAGGAACUGCAAGAUUUCUGGAGAAAUCCCUGCAUACAUCUGGAAAAUGAAGAAUCUGGAAAUGUUGGAUGUCAGUUUCAACAAUUUGGUAGGUGAGAUUCCAAAUGACAUAAGUUCAGCAAAGGCAUUGAACUUCAUCUAUUUAAGCAGCAACUUGCUAAGUGGAAAUGUGCCAGACUUAUUCUUGAAGAAAGGAAGUAGUAUUGAUCUUUCCUACAAUAACCUUUCAUGGCAAGGCCCUGGGCAACCUACUUGUCAAGAGAACAUGAAUCUAAACCUUAACUUGUAUCGGAGCUCUUCAAUGGAGAACAACCUAAGGGCAGUUCUUCCAUGCUCAAGGAAUGUCAAUUGUCCACGAUAUGCGUGUUCUUUCCAUAUUAAUUGUGGUGGAAAUGAUUUAACCAUCAAAGAAAGUAGAGGAAAGGUUGUAUAUGAAGGAGAUGCAAAAAUUGAAGGUGGUGCUGCAAACUAUUAUACUAGUAACAGUUACUGGGGAUUGAGUAGCUCUGGGGACUUCAUGGAUGAUAACAAUUUCCAAAACACACGUUACAUUGAAACUCUGUCAUCAGGGAACAUCUCUGGAGUGUAUACUACAGCUCGCCUUUCCCCUCUUUCACUUACUUAUUUUGGUUAUUGCUUAGAAAAUGGGAUUUACACCCUACAGCUGCACUUCACUGAGAUAUAUUUCACAGAUGACAAGACAUAUAAUAGCCUUGGGAAACGCCUGUUUGACAUUUAUAUUCAGGAAAAAUUGGUUCAUAAGAAUUUCAACAUUGAAGAUGAGGCCCAUGGAGCUCAAAAGCCGGUUAUGAAACAAUUUAAUGCCAGUGUGAUAAAUAAUAUCUUAGAGAUUCGAUUUUAUUGGGCUGGCAAAGGGACAACAAGAAUUCCUUACAGAGGAGUUUAUGGCCCUCUCAUAUCAGCUAUUUCUGUGUAUCCCAAUUUCAAAUCUUGUUCAAGUAGUAGGAAAGAGGAAACAAAUGCAUAUAUUAUUGGAGGAGUGGUAGGAUUAUUCAUUAUUUUCUUAAUAUUGGGUCUUCUUGCGUGGAAAGGUUGUUUGAGAGGCAAAAAAAAGGAAGAAAAAGAUCUCGAAGGACUAGAUAUGCAAACAGGUUCUUUUACCUUAAAACAAAUAAAAGCUGCCACCAAAAAUUUUGAUUUUGCAAACAAGAUUGGAGAAGGAGGUUUUGGUCCAGUUUAUAAGGGUCUGUUAUCCGAUGGUACCAUAGUUGCAGUGAAACAGCUUUCCUCUAUAUCAAGGCAAGGAAAUCGUGAAUUUUUGAAUGAGAUAGCCAUGAUUUCUUGUUUGCAACACCCAAAUCUGGUGAAACUUCAUGGAUUUUGUGUUGAAGGAGAUCAACUGCUACUGGUAUAUGAGUACAUGGAAAACAAUAGCCUAGCCGGCGCUCUGUUUGGUCCAGAAAAUGGUCAGCCGAACCUGGACUGGCCAACUAGGCUUAAAAUCUGUAUUGGUAUUGCCAAGGGAUUAGCUUUUCUCCACGAAGAAUCAAGGAUUAAGAUUGUCCACAGAGAUAUUAAAGCUACUAAUGUGCUUCUUGAUAGGGACCUAAACCCUAAAAUAUCUGACUUUGGACUGGCUAGGCUUGAUGAAGGGGAGAAGAGCCAUAUUAGCACCAGGGUUGCUGGAACCAUAGGAUAUAUGGCACCAGAAUAUGCACUGUGGGGUUAUCUGACAUACAAGGCAGAUGUUUACAGUUUUGGGAUUGUGGCUUUGGAAAUUGUUAGUGGAAAACACAACAACAAUUAUAUACCCAGCAAUGGCUGCCUUUGUCUUUUAGAUUGGGCCUGUCUGUUGCAGCAAAGCAGAAAGUUUCUGGAGCUGGUUGAUGAGAAGUUGGGGUCUAAAGUCAAUGAAGAAGAGGCAGAAAGGAUGAUUAAAGUGGCUCUCUUGUGCACAAAUGCAUCCCAAUCACUUAGGCCUACCAUGUCUGAAGUGGUAAGCAUGCUUGAAGCCCGAAUGCCUAUUCCUGAUGUGAUCCCAGGACCAAGUACCUACACCGAAGAUUUGAGGUUUAAGGCAAUGAGAGACUUUCGUCAAGACGAGAGAAACCAGAGUCUGAGUGAAGGUCGUCAAUCCCUAAAUUUAACAGGUCAUACAGAGCUAGAGCUUUGCUCUACCUCUACAUCUGGCCCUGAGUUCAAUGAAAUCAACCCACAUUCGGAAUCCUGUUAAUGAUGAAGUGUUUUUCUUUUAAAGAAUGCUGAUCCUACUCCUGAAGGCUCUGAAUGGAUUUACUGAUCUGCAUGCAUCUCCAUCUCAAUGAGCAUCCUAAAGUUUUGGUUAUUUAAUCAAACUUCUAUUCAAUGGGGCUACACCCGCAUCUUGUACAUCAAUUUUUUUAUUUAUUUUUAUUUGGUCUAUAGCUCUCUUUAAAAGUGAGAGUUUGUUGUAUAAAAUUUCAAGAAAUUUUGUAGUACAAUUAGACUUUCAUAUUUUAAUAAAUGUGCUCCUGGCAAAAGAUUGAUGUAAAUAUGUAAUGCAGAAACUGACUUGGGUGUGCA